This is a messenger RNA of Geodia barretti, 311 nucleotides long. NCBI's taxonomy places the organism in Eukaryota, Metazoa, Porifera, Demospongiae, Tetractinellida, Geodiidae. The record is from the annotation of a GenBank genome assembly.
AACUGGAGCUGACAUCACUGUCGAUGUUCAGUGCACGUCAGUCCCUGCGGAAAGCCGAAAGAAAUUGUGAUGUUCGACGUCAGUUGCUUAGAGGGUGUGUGACAAAUGUCGGAACUUGCAUUAAAACAGCUUGGUAUGGUUUGCGGGUAGUCUGUAACUUUGGGAUAUGGAUCGAAGAACGUAUCCCACUGAUUUGACCGAUGCCCAGUGGGGCUUGCUGGAACCACUGUUGCCCCCGGUUUCGCUCAGGGGACAUCCUCGAACCGUGCACCUGCGGGAGGUGGUGAACGGCAUCCUGUAUGUGGUGCGGG